ACCUCACCUGUACCAUUGACUUUAUAUCUCUACACCUGUACUCAGCAGAGCAGGAGUGUUUGUUCUCCAACUUCUUUUAUAGAUGCAUAUCAUAAUCUAAUGCUUACACAUUAUUGAUGCAUAUAAAUGAAUCAUUACAGUAUUUAUUGAAUGUAGAUAACCGAAAAUUUGUUGGAAAUCCGUCAUCAAUAUAAAGGUGUCAAAAUGAGUCACGUUCCUUAUGCCGAAGUCCCGAUUAUACAUCAGGGGUUGCGACAAGAGGAAACUGUAAUACAAAUCACGUUAGCUCUAGAUUACUUGGAGAAGGUAUCAUGUGGAAUUUUCCAACAUAUCAAAUCAUCAGUAGAAAAACAGAAAGUUCAACUUUCGAAACUUCAAGACCGAAGCAAAUUAAUUAACAAAAAAAUGGAUAAAUUAGCUGGCACAAAUAAGGCUACCAAGGUUUUUGCCAGUGCAAAGUACCCUGGUAGUGAUAUACCUCGAGACUAUACUCUAGACAUUCUUUCAACGCCGUUACCAAAGCUUGAUCGGACCAGUGUGCAAAUAUCAUCCAAACAUCCUCCGUUUGACCCAGACUCUAUCAAAGACAAAUGUCAACAUUUCCACAUUAAAACAAGCACAAAGCAGAUAAAGAAGAAUAUUGAAGUGACUCCAGAAGAAGGCCUUGGCAGUUUACCGGCUGAUUUAGACUCCGUCAGUGCUCUUCUCCUUUUUAAUACUUCAGAAAACUUGUACAAGAAGUAUGUCAUGCUUGACCCCCUCGGUGUGGUUACUAAGACGAGGCAAGUAUUGGAGGAUGAAAUCAAAGGUGACUUGGAUGCAGCUCCUCGCUCCAUGUGUCAGGAGGUGGUUGAGUUUAAAAUUGGGGAGAACUACUUCUACUCCCCUACCUUACAAGAGGUGCCCCAAUUGGAUGUUCCUCUGGACUUGCCCGACCUUCCAGCUCCAGUCCGACACGAUUAUGUCCUCAAUGGAUCUACACUGGAGAGAUUGGAGAAAGUACGCGAUCUCGGAGCAACAAUGACCCCUUCGCUCAACCCUCAAGAGCAUAUAGCCCACAUUACAGCCAAAGCAAGCUCUCUGCUCAGGUUCAUAUUCAGAUCGACUAGGAACUUAAACUCACCUUUAACCUUGAUCACUCUCUACAAGUCCCUGCCCAGAGGGGAGGUCGUUGUACAGCUUUGGGCCGAAGUACGAGAGGCUUCCCCUUCCAAACUCAAGCCUUUCCUCCUUGAUCUUCUUCAAAUUCUACAUUUGUGUUACGAUCAGCUCGCAACAACUGAUACCCAGGCAUACCUGGGUAGUUUACCUGCCACACCACCCCGGUUGACGAUGUGGAGAAGUCCUUCGACCUUCUACCUCUAUUACUCCGACGUCAUAAUUCUGCUCAACAAGCUGGUAAACGGGUUUAUCGAUUGUCCCAACAUCCUGAAAUGUAUCGACAUUACUACGCCUAGAGGCACACGCUCCAAGACUAUCUUCAGCAGACGCUUUCUCCCAGCCUACUAUUCCUACAACAGCGGAAUUUGCCGUCUACUCAAGGCUGGUAGCACGUUGGCUGCUCAACUGGACUUUCUUCUGUGA
Macrosteles quadrilineatus (aster leafhopper) is the source of this 1584-nucleotide messenger RNA. Its product is annotated as WASH complex subunit 1-like. The transcript is spliced from 7 exons. Bases 205 to 1584 code for a protein of 459 amino acids. Gene Ontology annotation, biological process: Arp2/3 complex-mediated actin nucleation; endocytic recycling; retrograde transport, endosome to Golgi. The record is from RefSeq and is a predicted model, not a curated record. Gene Ontology annotation, molecular function: gamma-tubulin binding; alpha-tubulin binding. NCBI's taxonomy places the organism in Eukaryota, Metazoa, Arthropoda, Insecta, Hemiptera, Cicadellidae. Gene Ontology annotation, cellular component: early endosome; recycling endosome; WASH complex.